ACCUAGCAAUAGGAAGAUGCACUUUGAGCCCUGCACAGACCAAACAAGCAUUUUACAAGAUUUCUGAUUUUAUUCACACCGUAGUUGUCUUUGAGUGAAUACAACAUGGAAAAAGAAAACCUGUCCGUGGUGUUGCAUUCCCAGGGUGACCUCAGACUGGAACAACGACCCAUCCCUGAACCAGGUCCAAAUGAGGUGUUGCUUCAGAUGCAUUCAGUUGGGAUCUGUGGGUCGGAUGUGCACUACUGGCAAAAUGGGCGCAUAGGUGACUUUGUGGUAAAGAAGCCCAUGGUGCUGGGGCAUGAGGCUGCUGGUCGGGUGGUGAAGGUGGGCUCAGCAGUGAAGAACCUCAAAGAAGGGGAUCGAGUCGCUGUAGAGCCAGGUGUCCCUCGCGAGAUGGAUGAGUUCUUCAAAUCAGGAAACUACAAUCUUUCCCCCACCAUCUUCUUCUGUGCCACACCCCCUGAUGAUGGGAAUUUGUGCAGAUUUUACAAACACAGUGCCAACUUCUGUUACAAGUUGCCUGACAAUGUGACAUAUGAGGAGGGGGCCCUGAUUGAGCCCCUGUCUGUGGGUAUUCAUGCCUGCCGCAGAGCUGGAGUGACCCUGGGCAGCAGUGUACUGAUCUGUGGGGCAGGACCAAUUGGGCUGGUCUGUCUGCUGGUGGCCAAGGCUAUGGGUGCCUCACAGGUGGUCAUAUCUGACCUGUCAGCAGAUCGCCUGGUCAUGGCGAAGGAGCUGGGAGCAGACUUCCCUCUGACUGUGAAGAGAGAGGAUGGGCCUGAGGAGCUGGCAAAGAGAGUGGAGGGAAUGCUGGAAGCACAGCCUCAUAUUACCAUUGAGUGCACUGGUGUGGAGAGCAGUGUCCAAACUGCCAUUUAUGCUACACGUCCUGGAGGAGUGGUGGUUCUAGUGGGGUUGGGUGCAGCGAUGACCACUAUCCCACUGCUUAAUGCUGCUCUCAGAGAGGUGGACAUCAGAGGGGUCUUCCGCUACUGCAACACCUGGCCAAUGGCUAUAGCGAUGCUGGCCUCUAAGAAGGUGAACGUGGCGCCCCUGGUGACCCACCGGUUCCCCCUAGAGCAGGCUGUGCAGGCCUUCGAGACCACACGUCAGGGACAAGGGGUCAAAAUCAUGCUCAAGUGUGACAAGACUGACCAGAACCCCUAAGAGGACUGGGAACACCAGGACCAAUAAGAGAGCCAGUAUAGACAACCACAGCGCUGUAGAUCUAACAGUUGAUUAUUGUUAUGUCUAUUUUUCUUCAUGUUAUUGUACACUUUUAAUGUUUGAUUUCAAUGUCAGAUUAUGUUCAGGUAUACAUCUUAAUCAGGUUACCUGUUGCCCAAACAGCAACUUUCACUCUUGAAAUGUGAUAUUUGGAGACGUUACUGUAUGAAUCUAAGUAUAUGAUUUGACAAAAUGUUAUGCUCACAGCAGCUUUCGCUUUCAUCAUGUGAUUUCAAGUUGCUUUUGAGUGGCAAAACUGUUAAGUACAGCCUUAGAAUCUUGUUAUAAACCAGAAUGAAUAGAAAUAUUGUACUUUAAUUUUUUGUCUCGUCCUCUCGUCAGUACCUAGCUGCUGCCACCAGGAGGAGGUAGAGACUAAUUCACACGUUGUAUGCCAAGUCCAGUGUGUUGCACAUACUGUAAUGCAAUCAAUCUCCUGUCCAUACAAUAAAUAUUUUAAAAAUGGAAA
Molecule: messenger RNA, 1699 nt
Organism: Oncorhynchus gorbuscha (pink salmon)
Lineage: Eukaryota; Metazoa; Chordata; Actinopteri; Salmoniformes; Salmonidae
Gene: sord
Product: sorbitol dehydrogenase
Exons: 9
Coding region: 106-1170 (354 amino acids)
Biological process (GO): D-sorbitol catabolic process
Molecular function (GO): zinc ion binding; L-iditol 2-dehydrogenase (NAD+) activity
Source: RefSeq, a predicted model, not a curated record